Alternaria atra is the source of this 876-nucleotide messenger RNA. RefSeq lists its product as uncharacterized. The record is from RefSeq and is a predicted model, not a curated record. Gene Ontology annotation, biological process: termination of RNA polymerase II transcription. Gene Ontology annotation, cellular component: nucleus; mRNA cleavage and polyadenylation specificity factor complex. Gene Ontology annotation, molecular function: RNA polymerase II CTD heptapeptide repeat phosphatase activity. Lineage: Eukaryota; Fungi; Ascomycota; Dothideomycetes; Pleosporales; Pleosporaceae. The transcript is spliced from 2 exons. Bases 1 to 876 code for a protein of 291 amino acids.
AUGUCUGCUGACCCACGGCUGCGCGCGAGGCAGCAGCAGGAGCAGCAGCAGGGGCAGCAGCCUACUCCUACUGCUGUUCCUCCACCGCCGCCGCCGCCAACCGAACGCGAUUCUAUGGGUAUGGACGGCAGCAGUGACGCGCACGCAGAGCAGAACAUGGUGCCUGAUGAUGGCUUCAAGCUCAAGUUCUGCACUGUGUGUGCGAGUAACCAGAACCGCUCGAUGGAAGCUCACCUCCAGCUUGCCUCAGCGCACCUUCCCACUAUCAGCUUUGGUACUGGCUCUCUCGUCCGCCUCCCUGGGCCGACCAUCACGCAGCCCAACGUCUACCACUUCAACAGCACCACCUACCGCGCCAUUCAUGAUGAGCUCGCCCAGCAGAAUACGGCCCUCUAUACCCAUAACGGCCUGCUUAACAUGCUUGGACGCAACUUGAACAUCAAGGGCUACCCUGAACGUUUCCAAGAUUGGGUACCUGGCAAGCCGCGUUUAGACCACGCAGAAGACAAAGGCUCACAAGGCACGGAAUCUGGUGUCGUCGAUGUCGUUAUAACCUGCGAGGAGCGUUGUUUUGAUGCUGUGCUAGAAGACCUCCAUAACAAGGGUGGAAAGCUCAACCGACCUGUUCAUGUCUUCAACGUUGACAUUAGGGACAAUCACGAGGAAGCCCUCGUUGGUGGUAAAGCCAUUCUCGACCUUGCGCUCAGCUUGAACGAAGCUGCAGCUAAAGAAAGAGAACAAUAUGGCGAAAGUGGAUGGCAAUCAGGUGGCGGAGCUGCUCGCUCUGGCUUCGACGAGCGUGUCCCUGACAUACUUGCUACCUGGCAAGAGCGAUGGCCCAACAUGCCUGCGCUCUGGAGUUUGGCUUGGUUCUAG